AGAAGCUAGUCCCUCUGCUGGUUUACUGGCUGUUGCUCUGCCCUGAGGCUGAAUCAUCAAUCAUGUCUUUCCUCUGCUGAUAUACUGGAUUAGGCCAGUUGAGCUAACCUGCCCUGGGGCCAAAUCUUCACUGUAGACAGCUGUAGAGGCCAAGGUGCCCAACCAGAUUGCCCCCACCACCCACCCACCCCUCUCCUCUCUUAGAGAGCUGUCAGAGUCAGAAUCUCAAGUGUGCAUCCGACCUCCUUGCAGUUGCAGCCCCAACCUGGGAUCCCAAAGUCAGCCCACAUCUAAUCACAGGUCUCAGUUGGGGGGGGUUCAGCCAGCCCAGUCUUGUUUCUACUCUCCCCUUUAAACUGUGGAAAUCAACUCUCUCUGUCUACCUUUCAAGUUGUGUUCAGCAAGAGAACCCUGUGACUCCUUCAUGUUGUUGGGUUUGGACUUAUGUCUUUUUGAAGUACUUUUUAAAGAUUAGUAUGGAAGGAUAGAGAGGUUUCAGCUUUUGCUGCUCCUAAGCCUCCAUCUUGACUCAGCAUGAGCAGGCUGCCCCCCUCCAACCUCCCCAUUGAAUUAUUGAAGGACUAACCGGCAACUGCUUGAAAAAAAAUGAAGGAAAGGAGUAUCAUUUGUUCAGUUUUUAGGUCCAGUUUCUUCCUUCAAGGGAUUAUUAUCAGUUCUCUACUCAGUAGUCAAGGAAAUCUUAGCCUUGAAACCUCCAAAGGAUAAAAAGGGAGCCCAGAGACUAAUUCAGUUGUUUAGUUUGGGGAGUAGCCAUAUUCCAUUCUUGAGUAUGAAAAUUAUGUAGAGUUGUCAUUUAGCAUUGUGGGGAUGAUAGAAAAAUGUAAUAGAAUGCUUAUGACCCAAGUCCAAAAUGUAUUGAUGGAAACACAGGCUACUGAUUGGAUGCAAUAAGGCAAUUAAAUAACAUAUUUAGAAAUAAUAACCAACAUUUAUAUAACUUCUAUAUCAGGCCCUGGGCAAAGUACAGGUAUCCCAUCCACGUUGUGGAGGUUAGGGGUGUGGCACCUCCAAGAUCUGAAAAAUCUGCAUAAAAAAUUCUGGCUCUCCAUACCAGAGAACAAGUCUGAUUUUUUUCCCUUUUUCUUUUAUGGGGCAUCUACAGUAAAAGAAAUUAUGUAUAUUUAUGGUAUCAAAAGAUUAAGUAUGUUUCUGUGUUGUCUGCUGGCCCUCAUGUAUAAUCUGUGUCUUCCACAAAAUUCCCUCCAAAUUAUCUCAUUUCUUAUGCUACUCAUGGCAUAUCAAAACUAAGAUAUAGGAUAAGUUGUGAUGUGGAAAGGUACCCCCUACAUUAUAAUUAUCUCAUGUGAUCUUGCAAUAACCUUGGAAAUUAAAUAGAAUUAUUAUCUCCAUUUUAUAAUUGAGGAAACUGAGGCAAACAGAGGUUAGGUGACUUGCCAUAAAGCUAGUAAAUGUCUGAGGCUGAAUUUGAUCUCAGAUCUUCCUUAUUCCAGGCCCACCACUCUAUGCACUGUUACUGCCACCAUUCCCCAUAGUUGUAAAUACACUUCAAUUUAUAGCAGGGCCUUUGCUUGACUUGGAAGCUAUAGGACAAAACAUUACUGAAGAAGUCAAUGUUGCGCAAUGUGUCUCAUCUCAUUUCCAACCUCUAAUCACAAAUUAUUUCCAUUAGAAACCCAUUACCUUCGUUGUAUAAGUUUUUGAUGAACCUGACCCAUUAUUCCACAUCCCCUUAAGACGGCUUCUAUGUAGAGAUCCCCAGAGUUGUUUUUCCUAUUUUUACAGAUACACAAGUGCUAUGAUUUUAACACUGAGGUUUUUCUGAUUCUACUGUAGAUGCGUAUCUCAUCACAGCCAUUCCUAUGUGUCUCCCUGUAGCUCCCACUUAUAGCUGAUUUAUUCUUCCAUGUCCAACUGGUAAACACCUUCUCCUGGGUAUGUAUUUGUGUUUGUGUAUGCCUGUUCCAAGUCUGGAAUACAGUUGAUAAUUAUCUUUGUAGGCCAUUUGAGUGUUCCUCUAAUUUUGCAAAUGUGAUAAACACUUAUUAAUGGUGGUAGGAAACUUAGAAAUUUUGAUUGUCAGUUUCCUUUCAUCAUUAACUUACAUAACUGAUCACCGAUCAGAAUUUAGAUAUAAUUUAUAAAUUCCUUUAUCUAGAACCAUAGAAACUCCUUGGAGGUCAAAGCCAUCAAUCAGUUUCUGAUUGGCCACCAUAUGUGAUUCUUGCAUCCACUAUGCUCAGAGAUCCUAUCAUCCUAUAUUCCUUCAGGGAGCUCCCAGCCUGGCCUCAGGUUAGAUCCUAGUGCAAAUUAAUUCAACAACAAGAAGAAAUCCUACAGUUUUCAAGUCUGCUCUUCUAGUCAUCUCCCAGAGGAAGAGGAGAAAGACUUUUGCAUCCAUCCCAGACUUCUCCCUUCCAGGAGAGAGAAGAGCCAUUCCAUCUAGUCUCCAGGUCCAUUUCCUAAUUUAGAGGAAGGAGAAUAACACAUUUCUUUUGUUCCCAGCAAUUGUCCUCUAGCCUGAAUUUCCUCAGGCCUUGAGCAACUCUACCUGGAAGCUGGAUUCUAAGGACAAUAAAAAUCAACCUGAAAACUUCCCUACUCAUCCCCUCCCCAUUCCUGUGAUUCUCAAACCUCCACCCCCCUCCUCUCAUUCUAACCUGGUCCUGUCUCCCACUGCCUUAUUCGUGUUGCCUUUAACCCAACCUCCCCUGAUCCCUACCAAGGUUUCCUACUCCAGUGCUACCUACCCCUUUCACUGUGCUCACUGGAAUGCUUUCCCCCAAUAAACAACAUACUUGCUUUCUUCAAAAUCUUUUCUUUUCUCACUCCUUCCAUCUACCAGCUUUCAUUGAGACCUGCCUCCCCUCUGGUGACAGUCUCCCUGGUCAGCCUUUCCAGCACUGACUACACUUUCACUGGUUGAGGUGAGGGAGUUGGAAUACUCUUCACUUCCCAUGGCCACUUCCAUUGUCUUCUUCCACCACCACUUCCUUCUUUGAGGCUCACUUUAUCUAUGUCUGCCAGAGUCAGAAUCUGACUGGAUGUUUUCUCCUGACAACAGGAUAUUCUUCUACUCGUUGAGUUCAGGGCCUGGCUCAGUCUUUCUCUUCUCAGUUCCUACUCUCCUACAAGGGGAUAUCAAGAGAUAUUGUUCCUUCAUAUUCCCUAAUAUUGCAGGUCCUCAGUUUAUUCAUUCCCCAUGACCUACCCGCCAUACCUCUGCCACAUACAAAGAUGGUUUUGCCAUUGAUCUUGAUAGCACUUGCAAAUGUGCAUGAACUCUGAAAUCCCUUCUUUUUUUUAAAAUUAAAACUUUUAUUUUUAAAUAUUUUUCCAUGGUUACCUUAUUAAUUUUCUUUCCCUCUCCUCUUCCCUCUCUCCCAGAGCUGACAAGCCAUUCUACUGGGCUAUACAAGUUUUGCCACUUGAUACCUAUUUCCAUAUUAUUCAUUUUUGUAAUAAUCUUUUAAAACCCAAACCCCAAGUCCUAUACCCAUAUAAACAAGUGAUAAAUCAUACCUUUUUAUUCUGCGUUUCUACUUCCACAGUUCUUUCCCUCGAUGUGAAUAGCAUUCUUUCUCAUAAGUCCCUUAGGAUUGUCCUGGAUCAUUGCAUUGCUAUUAGUAGCAAAGUCUAUUAAAUUUGAUCAUCCUGCAAUGUUUCAGUUACUGUGUACUAUGUUCUCCUGGUUCUGCUUAUUUCACUCUGCACCAAUUCAUGUAGGUCAUUCCAAUUCUUAUAGAAAUCCAUUGAGUCAUCAUUCCUUACAGUACAAUAAUAUUCUAUCACCAUCAUAGACCACAAUUUAUUCAGCUGUUCCCCAGUCGAGGGACAUCCCCUCAUUUUGAUUGGACUGAUGAUGAUAGGGAUCAGAGGUAUAAUUUCCCCAUAUUUGAAGGUAAGCAGUUUACUCUUGUUUAGUCCUUUAUCAUUAUUCAUUCAGUUUUUACCUUUUUAUGCUUCCCUUUUUUCUUUAAUAUAUUAGUUAUUACUAGUGUUUAAAAAUUUUUUUUUGAGUUCCAAAUUUUCUCACUCUCUACCAUUCCUCAACAUUGAGAAGAUGUGAUAUCAGUCAUACACAUGAAAUCAUGUAGAACAUAUUUCCAUAUUAGCCAUAUCCCAAAAAAGCAAGAACAUUGAACAAUUAUCCUUCAGUUUGUACUUAGAGCUCAUCAAUUCUUUCUCUGAAGGGGAAGAAGAUUUGUUCUUCAUGAAUCCUUUAUAAUUGUCUUGAAUUAUUGCAUUGAUCAGAAAAACUGAGUCUUGCAGUGGAUUAUGAUUACAAUAUUGCUGUUACUGUGUGCUGUUCCCCUGGUUGUAUUUACUUCACUUUGCAUCAGUUCAUAGAGAUCUUCCUGUAUUUUUCUGUUUCUCCUUUGUUAUUUCUUAUAAUACAAUAGUAAACAAUCAGAGUCAUAUGCCACAUUUUGUGCAGCUUAUUCCUCAAUAAUAGGCAACCCUUCACUUUCUAAUUCUUUGCCUCCACAAAAAGAAUUGCUAACUGUUUUGUUGUUGGUUUUCUUUUCAUGGCUUUUGGGUAGUCCAAUAAUUCUUAAAUUAUCUUCCUCAAUCUUUUUUUCUAGGUCAGUUGUUUUUCUGAUAAGAGAUUUCACAUUUUCUUUCCUUUUUUUAGGAAAUUUCACAUUCUCGUGACUUCAUUCUUUUGGCUUUGCUUUUUUGUUUGUUUGUUUCUUGAUGUCUCAUAGAGUCAUUAGUUUCCACUUGCCUAAUUCUAAUUUUUAAGGAAUUAUUUUCCUUAGCGAGCUUUUGUACCUUUUUUUCCAUUUGAGCAAUUUUAUUUUUAAAAGAGUUCUUUUUUUCAGUAAAUUCUUGUGUCUUCUCUUAACAUUAGGCCAAUUCUGCUUUUUUAAAGUGUUAUUUUCUUUGGUAUUUUUUGUGCCUCUUGUAACAAGUUAUUAAUUCUCUUUUCUUGUAUCAUUCUCACUCCCCCCCCCCCUUCUACCACUCUUUUAAAUUUUAUAAUAACACUUUCUGCCUUAGUAACAAUUCUAAUAUGGAAGAGUUGCGAGGGCUAGGCAGCUUGGGGAUAAGUGACUUCCCUAGGGUCACAUAGCCAGGAAGUGUCUGAGGUCAGAUUUGAGCCCAGGACCUCCAAAAGCUAGGCCUGCCUAUCUACUGUUCUACCUAGCUGUCCCCUCUACUACUCUUCUCUCUGUUGUUAACUUUUCUAGAAAUUCUUAUUGAGUUUGUGACCAGUUAGCCCUUUUUUUUCUCUUUGAGGCUUUGCUUGUAGCUAUUUUCACAAUGAUCUUCUUCCAAGAUUGUAUCUUCCUUGCCAUCAUUGUAGCUUUUUACAGUCAAGGGUUGUUGUUGUUGUUUGCUCAUUUUUUCAGUCCAUUUCUUGACUGAACUUUAGGUCAAAGUUUGGCUCUGCUUACCUGGGGGUGAGGAGGCACUGUCCCAAGCUUCACAGUUUUUCAUGUUGUUGUUUCCAGAGCUAGUUCUGUGAAUCUGCAAUUUUGGUGCUUCCAGGGUGGUAUGAUCAGGAGAGAGAUGUGGUCACUGCUCUCCUUGUCUGUAUUCUGGUCCUUACUCAAGAAGGGUCCAUGUUCCCUUGCAACCACAAGCACUAGUAUCUGCCUGGGAACUGCCACCAAGGCCCCUGCUCACCUGUGACUGACCGCAAGUGCUCCUUGGUUGGAGUCAUGGAGGAUAGAGUAGGAUGUGAUAUCAGGGGAACAUGAGAUGGAGAGAAGAGGAAAGGCAUGAAGAAUGAUCUCUUUUCUGUCUAUAAAAUAGAUCAUAUACUCAAUCCAAUGGAUAGGACAAGAAGAAACCUGAGGAACUUGAGAAACAAAGAAGGAGGUUUGGAAUAGCUGUUGUACUGAGCAGAAUAGAGAAUCUAGGAGAUAAGAUAACCUAAAUACAUAGUUUACUCAGGCAGCAUGGUCAUGUGACAUCUUCUAACUGUUUGGCAGCAAAGGAGGCUGAGGGACACCAUGAUCCAGGAUUGCGGUUUGGGGGUGGGAUGAUGUCAAUAAGAAGCAUGUUGCUGAAGUGAUCUCAUUCAUGGAGGGAAGGAAGGGGAGAGUUUGUGUAGGUAGAUCAAGGCUUGGAAAGUCCUAAAAAGCAGAGGGAAUGGAAAUCAGGAUUAAGCAUGAUGAAUAGGCCUACGAAUGGCGAGGAAGAGGAAGAAAUGGAAGCACAAAAGCUUAAACUUGACAUCAGAGGCCUUUGACAAACUCUCCAGCUUCUCAUUUCAACCUUAUUUUAUAAUAGUCUCUUCCCACAUGCUUUAUUGCAAAAGUAGAAACCCAGCAACCAAGAUAAUUUUUAGGGCACAAUUUAUGUCUCUAAAUGUUUAUACUAGUAAAAGAAGGAGCAGAUCAAAGAAUUGGCCAUACAGUAAAAAAGAAAGAAAGAAAGAAAGAAACCCUAGAAAUACAGCAAAUUAAAAACCUCUAAUUAAAUACCAAAAUAGAAAUCCUGAAAGUCAAAGGCAAGAUUAUUAACAAAAUUGAAAGUUUUAAAAAAAUCAUUGAACUAAUAACAAGUAAAACCAGGAGCUGGUUCUUUGAGGAGUGUGACAAGGAAAUCACUUUAAAAGACUGAUAUAUAUUAAUUUAAGGUCACCAAGGAAUUCAGCUAUGUAAUUCCUAAAUGAAAACUCAAGUCAGCCGGCAACCUGUUAUAGAGUUUAAUUACAAACAGGAGGAAGAAGGGAAUUAGAGAUAUAGAGAGAGAGGGAGAGAGAGAGAGAAAGAAAGGGAAGAGAAGGGAAUAGGGCUUAAAUACCCCUUCUGUCUAGGCUGGGCCAAAAGGCCCAAGCCCUUAGAUAGCUGAGGCAAAGAAAAGAGAUCAGUCCCUAUCACUCACGUGACCAAAAUGGAGAAACAGUCUCAGGGGCCUCCACCUCCAGCUUCCUUCAGAGCAAACUCCUCCAAGCACCACCUCUCAGGAGAAAAUCAGUGAAACAAACAAAUUGACUAAUCUGACUUGGAAAAAAGAAGGCAAACCACGUUAUUAGUCUCAAAAAUGAAAAUGUUGAAUUAACAAGCAAUAAAGAGAAAAUAAAAACAAUUAUUAGGAGCUGUUUUUCUCAGUUAUAUGACAAUAAACUGACACUCUAAAUGAGAUGGAUAAAAUGUUUAAUUCUCCAGGUUAGAAAAUUUAAGUAACUAUCACCAGAGGGAAAAGUUGUGACUAGAUGAACUUAUAAGCGAAUUCUACCAAAUAAUUAAAAAACAAUUAAUUUUAGUUUCACCUCAACUCCUUAAGAAACAGGUAAAAAAUGGAGUCCUACCAAAUAAAAUGAUACGAAAAGCAGAACUCAGCACCCAGUGGAUUAUGAAUGAGAGACAUUGGUCCUUGCCAACUUGAACAGAAAACAGCUGAGAGUUAGUUUUUCUGAAGGCACCUUCACAUCUUUAUAAAAGUCUUUAACCUUUUGUCCUGCAGAGGUAUAUGCCACCCUUUGCUCUUUGUUGAAAGAGAGAGGAAAGGGUUGGCCCAAGAUCCCACAGAGGUUCACUGGGUUCAAAAGUCAGGCCUCUGAACUCUGAGGAAUAGUCUAUAUGGUUAUAUAUGACCAGGGGAUAGAAUCAUUGUCCAUUCCCUUACCCACAGCUAGGCCCCAAGGCUUCUCCUGUUCCAAGAAGGCAUUGGUGAUAGAGGAUCCUUAUUCUAAAUUGCUGUUAAUAAACUAUAUCAAGCAGAGGUUAAUAAACGAUAAGCUCUUAAUUAAAUCCCAGCAUUUGUUCUCUUCCUCUGUCUCAGGAUCUUCUGGAGCGCAUUAUGGGAGUGAGGAUGUUCAUAGCUGUUCAUGACAGGGGUCCUAGAUGGCCCUCCAGACCUCCCUGGGCUGCAAAUGCUCCUGUCGGAGCCAAGAGCUGAUGUUUCAUCUGGGAGAGACCCAAUGGAGAAUCCCCCUGGCCCAGAUUCUGAUGAUUCGGAACCUAGGAUAAAGAGCACAGAGACUUCAAAAGAGACCAUUCCAGGAGAAGAACCAACCCACAGAGAGAAAAUUGAAAGUGGUGCUGAUCAUUGCUACUCUCCUUGUGGAGACUGUGGGGAAAGUGAGAGCCAGGUAAAGAGACAAGAGAUGAAGCAGGAAAAAGAUGUGAGAAAAAUGAUCAAACAUCAGAAGAUUCAAAAUGGCGACAAAAUCAAUAAGCAUAAGGAACAUGGCAAAGCUUUCACUGAAUAUUCAAACUUUCCUAAACAUCAAAAAACUCACGCCAUUGAGAAGGCUUAUACAUGUAAUGAAUGUGGGAAGGUUUUCAAUAAAAACUCUACCCUUGUUAAUCAUCAGAGAAUUCAUACUGGAGAGAAGCCUUAUAAAUGUAAUGAAUGUGGGAAAGCCUUCACUCAAAACUCUAUCCUUAUCAAACAUCAGAGAAUUCAUACUGGAGAGAAACCUUACAAAUGUGAUGAGUGUGGGAAAGCUUUCAUUGAGAGUUCUGCCCUUAUUGUGCAUCAGAUGACUCAUACUGGAGAGAAACCUUAUACAUGUAAUGAGUGCGGGAAAGCCUUCAGUCAAAUGUCAAACUUUAAAGUACAUCAGAAGAUUCAUGAUGGAGAGAAGCCUUACAAGUGUAAUAAAUGUGGGAAAGGCUUUGGUCAGCGCUCAACCCUUUUUAAACACCAGAGAGUUCAUACUGGAGAGAAACCUUAUAAAUGUAAUGAGUGUGGGAAAGCCUUUAGUCGGAGGUCGAACCUUAAGGUACAUCAGAAGACUCAUACUGGAGAGAAACCUUAUAAAUGUAAUCAGUGUGGGAAAGCCUUUACUCUAAGGUCAUCCCUUUUCAGUCACCAGAGAAUUCAUACUGGAGAGAAGCCUUAUAAAUGUGAUGUGUGUGGGAAAGCCUUCUUUAGAAGAUCAAAUCUUAAUUUACAUCAGAAGAGUCAUACUGGAGACAAACCUUAUGUAUGUACCAAAUGUGGUAAAGCCUUUGCUCAGAAGUCAACCCUUUUCAAACAUCACAAAAUUCAUACUGAAGAGAAACCUUUUAAAUGUGAUACAUGUGGGAAAACAUUCUUUGAGAGUUCAAGCCUUAUUAGCCAUAAGAUGGUUCAUACUGGAGAGAAGCCAUAUGCAUGUAGUGAAUGUGGGAGAGCCUUCAGUAAAAAGUCAGUCCUUGUUAAUCAUCGUAGAAUUCAUACUGGAGAGAGGCCAUAUAAAUGUAAAGAGUGUGGGAAAGCUUUCAGUCAGAGCUCAAAUCUUAGUGUACAUCGAAAGAUUCAUACCGGAGAGAAGCCUCAUAAAUGUAAUCAAUGUGGGAAAGUCUUCACACAAAGGUCAACACUUUUCAAUCAUCAGAAAAUUCACAAUGAAGAGAAACCUUAUAAAUGUAAUGAGUGUGGUAAAGCCUUUGUUCAGAGAACAAAUCUUAAGGUACAUCAGAAGAUUCAUACUGGAGAGAAGCCUUAUCAAUGUAAUCAGUGUGGAAAAGCCUUCACUCAAAGUUCAUCUUUUUUCAAUCACCAGAGAAUUCAUACUGGAGAAAAGCCUUAUAAGUGUAAUCAAUGUGGGAAGGCUUUCCUUAGAAGGUCAAACCUUAAUGUACAUCAGGAGAGUCAUACUGGAAAGAAACCUUAUAAAUGUACUAAAUGUCAUAAAGCCUACACUCAAAUGUCAACCCUUUUCAGACACCAGAGAAGUCAUACUGGAGAGAAGCCCUAUACUUGCAAUGAUUGUGGAAAAGCUUUCUUUGAUAGCUCAACCCUUAUUGUACAUCAGAUGACUCAUACUGGAGAGAAGCCAUAUUCAUGUAAUGAAUGUGGGAAAGAUUUCACUACAAAUUCAGUUCUUGUUAGUCACCAAAGAAUUCAUACUGGAGAGAAACCUUAUAAAUGUAAUCAAUGUGGGAAAGCCUUUAGUCGGAGUUCAAAUCUUAAUGUCCACCGAAAGAUUCAUACUGGAGAAAAGCCUUAUACGUGUAAUGAAUGUGGAAAAGCUUUUGUCCAAAGAUCAAAUCUUAAUGUACACCAGAAGAUUCAUAUUGGAGAGAAGCAUUAUACAUGUAAUCAAUGUGGAAAAAACUUCAAUGAACACUCAGCUUUUUUAAAUCACCAGAAAAUUCAUGAUAAAAAGAAGCCUUCUAAACGUAAGCAAUCAGGGAAAGCCUUUGUUAAGAAGUCAAAUCAUAAUAUACAUAAGAAGACUCGUACUGAAGACAAACCUUAUAUAUGCAGUCAAUGUGGAAAAGCCUUCAGUGAACAUGCGAAGCUUUUCAAACAUCAGAGAAUUCAUACUGAAGAGAAUCCUUAUAAAUGUAAUGAUUGUGGGAAAACCUUCAUUCAAAGCUCUGACCUUGUUAAGCAUCAUAAAAUGCACAUUGAAGAGAAGAAGCCUUUUACAUGUAAUGAGUGUGGGGAAGCCUUCAGUGAAGAAUCAUCCCUUGUUAAACAUCAGAAUGUUCAUACAGAGGGGUUAAAGAAAUAGCAAUCAUAAGGAAGUCUUCAGCAACAACUCAAAUCUUGUUUGCCAGACAAAUCCUACUGAAAGGAGUCCUGUGAUAUGGGACCUGUGUGGUCUGCCUUCAUUCGAACAAUCAUCUUGUCCAGAAGUUCUAUAAUGUCAGAUCCUGAAAUCUGACUUCUAGAACAACAGGUCUCUGAUCCCAUUUGUAAGACUCCCAUUUGCUAUGCGAUUUCUGUAUGAACUUUGCCUUUACCUCUAAUUUGGGAGGUUUACUUUUUUUUUCCCUUUCCCUUUUUGCAUUAGGCAGUUAUGAAACCCAACUUAUGUUUGUGUAUUUAAAGGGACUUCAGGUGGAUCCAGCACAGCCCUACCCAAAGCCCCAAAUCAAUUAUGAAUACAGAACUGUCAAGUUGUCCAUCACUUUUUCCAUUUCUAAUUAUAUGUCAUAGAAAGGCAUUGGAGGAUGGCAGGAAGUUCAGGACUUGAAGACAGAAGUCUGGCUCUGCCAGUUGCUGGCUGUGUUGACCAAGUUAAUUCCCCUCGAGCAUACUCAUCUACAACAUGUAGAGAUGGGAUUGGCUCGGGUUAUUUCUGAGAUCCCUUCUGGUUCUAAGCAUUAUGAAACCUCAGAAACCAUCAGUCCCUGCCUCCUUACCUUUCUCAUAUUUGUGAAGGGACUGAGACCCUUAGAGAGGUGAGGGCUUGUAUAGGAUCACCCAGUAAGUCAGGAGAAGAGACUGAACUAGACUCUGUCCUUUUGCUCCUGUUUUCAAGUCCAGGAUUCACCUUCUCAACUCUCAAAAUAUCCAGUCCUAAUAAGAUCUUAAUAGGUCUCUGUGAUGACCUGUUUCUUCUGCUUUCUAACUCUAACCCUAACCUAAGCCCUAACCUAGAGGGCAGAAUGCACUAAGAGAUACUAGAACUCUCAACUUCAUUCUUUUGUCUAUUCUGGACCCAACCUUCCUCCAUCCAGAGUUCCAGGCCCAUUUCAUCUUUCCCUCCUGUUCUCCAGAAGUGAUAUCUGAGGGUGCUUCAGAAUGGUUAUCUAAUCUCUGGGAAAGAAGGAGAAAGGGAUAUUGUGGAGCCAAUCAGUCUUCCUGGAGAGAUAAUGGGAGAGAGAGGGAUUACCUUCUACAGGAGGACUUUCUUCAUUCUAGCUUUUCUCCUCUAUUGAUUGCCUACAGUUUUCCUGUCUGUCAAAGUUGUUCAUAAUCAUGUGUAAUUGUUUCCAUCAUGAUAAUGCAUUUUCAUCUUGUAUUAUGCUACCCCCCAUGGAACAUUUGGCUAACCAAAGCCUGUUUCUUGUUAAUAUUAACCCUGCCUUCCUAAAAUCUGAUUCAUCAAAUUAUAGCAAGGAGCCAAAAAAGGAGUUGGAGCUUCCUUUAACUAAAAGGAUUCUUUUAACCCUUGGUCCUUUGAUUAUCUUUGUAAAUUCCUUCCUCUCAGUUAGAAAAUUGUGACUUCUUUUAAAAUGUAGUCUUGUAGUUUUAUAAAUGUAGUAUUUUGCAAACUUGGUGUUGAAAUAUGUAAUUAUGUUUACUAGUUUAUCCUAACUUCAUUUGUUCAACUGUAAAUGAAGGAAGCAUAAGAAAUUAAUUGCUUUGACUGGGCCUGAGUGACCUUUAUGAAUGACCCAAGAGGCCAUAAAGUAGUAGGUUAAAAAAAAGAUUUUUCUCUGACAGUAAUUUUCUCUAUCAAGAUUUUGCCAAAAAUUCCAGCCUUGGUUUAGUUAUUUUUCUAUUACCUGAACCUGUGCUGAAGCAUAAUAAAACCUAGGUUUUUAUCUCUAAAAUAUCUGUAUUGUGGUAGAUUUAUUUAGAAGCAGUAACCUAUCAUAUGAACUUGUAAAGACAGUCCAUGACCUCAAGGAAUUUAUAACACAGAAGGAAGUUUGAAACCUUUCAGCUCAGAGAUCUACAAAGGGGUACCUGGUGCCAAGACAAUGAUAUUCCCAGAUCAACUAGAACUGCCCAUGGGAGGUUCAGUGCCCAGUCCUCUUUACAGUUUACAUGUAAUUUAAAUAGAUUAUCUCAUUUAGUUCCCAAUUCAGAGCUAUAAGGGACCUUCAAUAUCAUUUAUCCCAACCUCCCUCAUUUUAUAGAUAAAGGAACCUUUAGGCCAGAUAGGCUCGGUCAUAAAGAUAAUGAGGAGAACUAGGAUUUGAACCCAUGCCCCUUGACAUGGAAAAAAAUGUUAUUCUCUUCCUUUGUAUCACAAAAUCUCUCUAGGGAAAUUGAUGCCUCGUAUGAAGAAGAGAUUUAUUUAGUUAGGGCCAGAGCUAAGCCCUGAACCCAGACCUUCUGACUCCAAAUAUGCUGCCCUUUGUCAUUGUCUCCUGAAUGACCAAGCAUGUGCUCAACAGCCUAUUUCUAGGAUAUUCAAAAUCACUGAAGAUGUCAGAGAUCCAGGGCAGAGAACACAGCUAGAUGGAUAAAGGGCGGCUUGGUGUGUCCUUUGGAAUGGAGUGAGAUGAAAGAAAUUGGGGAGCUAGAGUUGGAGGAUGAGAGAGGAUAUCUGUGUGUGGCAUUAGACAAGUGACAUCACCUUUGUACCUUUUUUUCCCUCAAAUUAAAAAAAAAACACACCCCAUAUCUUCCGUUUUAGAAUCAAUACUAUGUAUUGCUUCCAAGUCAGAAGAGCAGCAAGAGCUAGACAAUUGGGAUUAAGUGACUUGCCCAGGGUCACACAGCUAGGUAGUGUCUGAGGCCAGAUUUGAACCCAGGACCUCCCAUCUCUAUAUGUCAUUAACUAUGAAGCUGGGUGAGAGGUAGGUAGUUUGGAAAAGGCCAUCAAGGGAAACAGUUCUCAUGAUUAGAGAACAAAAGUCUUAGCAGCCAUUCUUAAAGGAGGAUAUCAGAGGACCUGUCCCUAUAUAAUAUAAAGUCCUUCCCCCUCCAGCUUUAGGGAAGAGUCAUUGCAUAGAAUACUCCAGGUUUCAAAAGCUUCAGGACAAGUCCAAAAUCAUGGGUUAAGUACUUGGUUGUGUCAGGGCUCAGAGCUUUGGAAAUUAUCUAAGUCAGGCCUUUGCUUCAACAAGCUUCCAGCCUUGCCACAGGUUGGACCUCAAUGGAGAUAAAUGGAAUUUUGUAAAGAAAACUGUUACAAGAAAUGAUAAGAAUAAUGGUUUUAAGAAAACCUGGAAAGUUUUAUGAACUGAUACAAAGUGAAGUGAGCAGAACCAGGAGGACAUCUACACAGUAACAAUAUUGUAAGCAUGAUGAACUGUAAAAGACUUGGCAAUUCUGAUCAAGACAGUGAACCAGGACAAUUCCAAAGGAACUAUGAUGAAAAAUGCCAGCCACCUCCAAGAAAGAACUAACUCCAAGUACAGAUUGAAGAGUACUUUUUUCACUUUAUUUUUAUUGGGGGUGGGGACACGGUUUGUGUGUGUGUGUUUUCUUUUGCAAUAUGACUAAUGGAAAUAUAUUUUGCAUGACUUCAUAUGUAUAAUUGAUAUAUUGCUUGACUUUUCAAAGAGUGAAUAGGAGGGAGAAAAUUUGGAACUCGAAAUAAAUGUUUAAAAAAUUUUUAGAAAUGUUAUAAGGAAAUAUUUAGUGAAAUAAAAACAUUAAAAAAGAAA
Messenger RNA from Monodelphis domestica (gray short-tailed opossum), 13946 nucleotides. RefSeq lists its product as uncharacterized. Lineage: Eukaryota; Metazoa; Chordata; Mammalia; Didelphimorphia; Didelphidae. Gene Ontology annotation, biological process: embryo development; regulation of transcription by RNA polymerase II. The record is from RefSeq and is a predicted model, not a curated record. Gene Ontology annotation, cellular component: transcription regulator complex; PcG protein complex; nucleus. Gene Ontology annotation, molecular function: DNA-binding transcription factor activity, RNA polymerase II-specific; RNA polymerase II cis-regulatory region sequence-specific DNA binding.